Molecule: messenger RNA, 3273 nt
Organism: Aspergillus novofumigatus IBT 16806
Lineage: Eukaryota; Fungi; Ascomycota; Eurotiomycetes; Eurotiales; Aspergillaceae
Product: glycoside hydrolase family 18 protein
Exons: 13
Coding region: 1-3261 (1086 amino acids)
Biological process (GO): carbohydrate metabolic process
Molecular function (GO): chitin binding; hydrolase activity, hydrolyzing O-glycosyl compounds
Source: RefSeq, a predicted model, not a curated record
AUGAACGGGGUCCUCUUCGUCUGGUUGUGCCUGACCUCCUGGCUACCUCUGGCCACCGCACAGGACUACACCUGCAGUGCCACGAAGCCCUGUGCCAUCGGCUGUUGCUCGAAUACCGGGGUUUGUGGCCUGGGGCCCGACUUCUGUGGAGAUACUUGUAUCUCAAAUUGUGAUAGCAAGUCAGAAUGCAAUCCAGGAUGGGGAAUGGAGUGGUCGCAAGCCGACAAAUGUCCCCUGAGCGUCUGCUGCUCCAAGUUUGGAUUCUGCGGUACGACGGAGGAGUUCUGUGGGAACAAGACUGUUCAGUCGCCCCAGUGCUCCAGCGGUUCCAGCUCUUCCAAGAAGACCAUCGGGUACUAUGAGGCCUGGAGUGUCACGCGCAGCUGUGAUCGCAUGUAUCCUGAAUCCCUACCGAUCGGCUCCUAUACCCAUCUCAAUUUCGCUUUUGCAUUCAUCGACCCGUCCAGCUUCAAGGUUGCACCAAUGAAUGCCGGUGAUGAAGCACUCUACAAGCGCUUCACCGGCUUGAAGAGUUUAUAUCCCGAUCUGGAAACUUGGAUCUCCAUUGGCGGUUGGAGUAUGAACGACCCCGACCAGCCCACGGCCACCACAUUCUCCGAUCUGGCGGGCUCAGCCGAUGCACAGGCAAAAUUCUUUGCUUCUCUGAUCUCUUUCAUGGAAACUUACGGCUUCGACGGCGUUGACAUCGACUGGGAAUAUCCCGUCGCCGAGGAGCGUUCUGGCAAGCCGGCAGACUAUCAGAACUACCCUGCUUUCCUGAGAAAUCUCCGAAACGCCCUGAGCUCGACCGGACACAAGUAUGGGCUUUCCAUUACGAUUCCUUCCUCCUACUGGUACCUACAGCAUUUCGACAUCGUUGAGAUCGAAAAAACCAUUGACUGGUUCAACGUGAUGUCGUAUGACCUACACGGCACCUGGGACAGCUCUAAUCGCUUUACUGGCCCCUACCUGAAAUCCCACACCAACCUUACGGAGAUUGACCAGGCGCUCCAGCUGCUCUGGCGGAAUGAUAUCAAUCCUGACCAUGUGGUGCUGGGACUUGGUUUCUACGGUCGAUCUUUCACCCUCACGGAUCCUGCCUGCUCCAAGCCAGGAUGCACCUUCUCCUCUGGCGGUAAUGCAGGCCCUUGCACCGCCGCCGUCGGCACGCUAUCUUAUGCGGAGAUCGAAAAGGUCAUUGCUGGUGGGGCCAAGGUCGAGCUUGAUACGGAUGCAGCUGUCAAGAUCGUGACCUGGGGCGGCAACCAAUGGGUCAGCUACGACGAUUCCGAAACGCUCAAGCUCAAGCUGGACUAUUCCAACAAACACUGCCUAGGAGGCACCAUGGUGUGGGCGGCAUCGACGGAUGACGCGCAGGGCAGUGCGGCCGCAGCGCUCUCCAAGCUGACGGGCCGGUCCAUCAUCUCGCUGGCCGCAACCUCCUCGUCGGCGGACCAGGUUCAAUCCUGCCGGCUGGGAGAAUGCGGAAAACAGUGUCCCAGCGGUCUCAAGCCGGCCCAGCGCAGCGAUGGCAAGAACAAGGGCAACACGGGUACAAAUACCGGAUGUCCGAGCGGCCAGUCACGACUAUAUUGCUGUCCUCCAGACAACAUGCCCACGUGCCAGUGGAGAGGAGGAGCGCCAUUCUGCAAUGGCAAGUGCCAUGACGGCGAGGUCGAAGUCUCGAGCAGUCUCAGUGGCACGGGGUCUGAAUGCUGGACCGGGCAUAAGGUGCUGUGCUGCACGCAGAAUGCGGCCAACGCGGCCGUGGCCGAGUGCAAAUGGUCUGGCAGUGCACCGUUUUGCGCAGCACCGUUUAGCAAAGCCGGUUGCCCUACAGGCCGCGACAGACUCACGUACUCGAACUAUGGUGCCGGUGGUGAGGAGCCAUGCAUCACAGGAUAUAAGUCCUUUUGUUGCGACCAACCUCCUCCAUAUGAGGACUGCGAUUGGUAUUACCAUGGUGGCAAAAUCCUGGGACAAAUUCCGUUUCAAUGUACUGGCGAAUGCCCUGCCGGCAAGGCAUCCAUUGCAACAGAUCCGUCAGGAUGCCUUUCAGGUUACGGAUCCUUCUGCUGUAGCUCUCCCGCGACAACGAAUGAUCCGCUGGUAGCUGCAUUUACCACACGAUUGGAGAAGUUCAUCAAGAACCCCGUUUGCAAGGCGAGCGACCGGCAGUACACCAAGCGUGAUGAUGGUGACAGGACCGUGACUCUGGCCAAGCGACACGACCUGGCUGCGUCGGACUGGUCGGGGCUACUGUUGCAGAUUUCGGCUCUGGCAAUAGGCAGGGCCGGAACAUAUCAGUCGUCGCUGAUGGCGGCCGAGUUCAACACAACUUAUGGCGAACCGUUUGGUCUGUCGUUGGACCAGAUCCAUCGAUCGUUUGACGACGCACCUCUGGUGGACACGAAUUCCCGCACUGAGAGUCUCAUGUGCAUGGGCAGAAACGCCGGGAAUGAGGUAGAUGACUAUGAAAGGUCCCGAAGCAGCGUCUGCCGUCGCGGCAUUGAUGCCUCUCUGUCGGAGUCGAACGGCACCAAAUUGCUCCUCAAUCGGAACAUUGGGGAGUCGGAGGAAUCUCAGUCCUCGGCGCAGUUCGGGUUACCAACGUGGGGGUACAUUGUGGACGGUAUCGUCAAUGGCCACAUGACGCUGGUCUAUGAGCAGCUCAUCCGCACCAACGCGGGCGAGAACAUUCUCGAGAUUGUCUGGGAAGUCCCUGACGAUAGCUACCGGGAGACGGCAGCCGAUCGAUGGGUGGCCUUCCAUUUCCACUUUGAGCAUCUGGCCAACCGCGGUGGUGUCAACCGCGCCGGUAUCUACGCGAUUGUCGCCUUCCACGCCCAGCAAUAUGCGAACAGCAACCGCUUCUCGCGCGUGGAUGGGAAUGAGCACCAGGGAGACAAUCGGCGGGCGCAUAUUCUCCAGUGCAACACGGGGAGUGAGGCGAACGAAAAUACGAUCUACUGGUACCCUGGCGAUCUGCCCAACUCGGCAACCAACAAUCUGCCAGUGUGGGCGCAGGUAGUGACGCGGUUCGGGAACUAUCUGUUUGACGAGGAUCUGAUCACGGAGGAGACGUUCACCGGAGCGCAGCGGGGACAGUUGACCACAGUUGCUGAUGACAGCGAUCCCUGUUCCUCAAGGCGGUACUUUGACUGGGGUGAAUAUCGGCAGAGCCGACAGUUCACACCCAAUGGCAAUGCGCAGGGGCAGCCGAGCACGGAGGAUAGUCAGAAUGAUAAUGACGAGGUAUAACUAGUAGAUGCG